Orbicella faveolata is the source of this 3716-nucleotide messenger RNA. Its product is annotated as acid-sensing ion channel 1A-like. Gene Ontology annotation, biological process: sodium ion transmembrane transport. Gene Ontology annotation, molecular function: ligand-gated sodium channel activity. The record is from RefSeq and is a predicted model, not a curated record. Lineage: Eukaryota; Metazoa; Cnidaria; Anthozoa; Scleractinia; Merulinidae. Gene Ontology annotation, cellular component: plasma membrane.
AUGACAACGCAAGUGACGGAGCAGUUUUCUACCAAUUCCUUCAAAGUAAAAAUGGAACUAAUCCAAAACAUAAGCCUUUAUUCCAGAUGGCAAGUGUUUGCCUGCAGUACAACUCUUCACGGGCUUAGACACGUCUUCGAGAAGAGCUAUUCAAUAGCUAAACGGGUCAUUUGGCUUUUACUCCUAUGGAGUUCCUCUGCCGCAUUUUUGUAUCUUCUGUCUGUCAGCGUACGCAAAUUCAAGUCGAAGCCAAUGAAGACAGUAGUAUCCCAAACAACGCCGGCAGAUGGCUUGAAAUUCCCCGCUGUGACAAUCUGCAAUUUAAACAAGUUUAUGAAAUCCAAGAUAGAUGUGGCAGACGAGGAUGAAAACUUUGCAAAAAUGGGAUUGAACAUAAGUGGAUGCAGCGAGAUACGUCAAGUUCGUGGAAAUCUUACGUGUGGCCAAGCGUUAUUGUGUGCAUAUGUGUGGUAUGGGACAGUCCUGGUUAACGGCUGCAAUGAGACAAUGCGACAAAACAUAAUCAAGGCACUCAACCACUCAUCAGAUCGUCUGUUUAACGAGGAAGAAUUUCUUUCUCAGUAUGGCCAUGACAUGGCGAGUAUGUUUGUUCUCUACUGCCGUUUCAUGAAAGAGGACACCUGUUCGGAUAAAGAUUUCGUUCCAAUCUUAACGCAGUAUGGCUUGUGUCACACCUUCAACUCUGGUCAAAAUAACUCCGUGCUUCAUGCUAUAUUAGAAGGCCCUGACCUUGGGCUAAAUAUUGUACUCGAUGUUCAACUGAAUGAGAGCACAUUAAGUGAGUUUUCAACAGGAUUAAAAGUGAUUGUGCACGAUCAAAAUACAUUUGUCAACCGACAUUCUGGAUUUAACAUCCUUCCCGGCACGCACGCGUCAGUCGCACUCAAGUUGAGAAAGCACAAAAGACUUCAAGCGCCAUAUAAAACAAAAUGCCAACAGGAUAAACUGCCAGGAAUUGGGUCGUACACCAAGGACGGCUGCCUUUACCAAUGUGUCGCAAAUAAGACCCUAGAAAAAUGUGGCUGCCGUCGUCUUGGAAUGCCAGAACCAAAGUUGAAACCUCUGUGCUCUUUCCAAGACAUGCAAUGUGUUGUAAAUUCUCAAGGAGAAGUGAGCAUCCCGGAAUGUUCCUGCAACAACGCAUGCUCAGAACUGGAGUAUGAAGCAAGUGCUUCUUAUUCCAAAUUCCCGGAUAACUCGAUCAUCCAAGUUUUACAUAAAUUCUACGGAAGAGGGGAAAGCUCCAGUUAUAUGAAAGAGAACUAUGUUUUUCUUCAAGUCGGUUUUCAACACUUGGCCUACGAAAUGCGCGAAGAUGUCCCAAGUUAUGGAACGGAGAGUCUGUUCGGAGAACUUGGUGGAAACAUGGGAUUACUUCUUGGAUGUAGUUUACUGACGCUCUGCGAAUUCAUCCAGUUUCUGGUGGACACUGUUAUGUCCAGGAUAAGGAAAAGCUCUAAAAACGUAAACCCUGAACUCAGCAACCCAUAGCUAUCAAUCCUGAAGAACCAUGACAAAUUUUCUAGGUGGUGGAAAUGCUGUGACGGUGUAUUGCAUACAAUUGCUAGAUGUAGACGAGUGUAGGGGUGUGACUGCGAUGAACUUGACUCCAUUCCAACGAAAAACGUGAAGGAAACUAGAUAAUGAGUAAGAGAACUUGAACAGGAAAAAAACGGGCGCUUUCUUAGCUCAGAAACAGAAUAGACGAGUGACAUAAAUGUUCACAAGAGAUUGGAUUUUCAGAACACCAUUCAGGGGACUAUAUGGAUCACAAAAUGAAGCUAGGCUUCCCCUGCUUUCUGGCUCAAAAAAUGUUUGUGCAGGAGUAUUAAGGAUUUCUUUAACAAUGCUUUUAUUUAUCGGGUAUUUCUGCCGAUCUUCCCCUUCAUGUCAGGAAGCCAGGAACAAAUAGAAUUUAUCGAUCUAGCAAAGAAGCCAAGGCCAUGCAUUAAAAAAAAAUGUAUACGCUGUCAUAAAACGCGACGGUAAUUUACGAACACGAGUGCAAUUUAGAAACCGCUUUUUGGCGACUACUGUUUUCUGCAUGUCUAAAUUAUCCUAAUGUAGCCGGAGUGUUAUAUUGGUGUUCAUCGUAAAUGGGUUUGGUUUCCUUUUUACUUUAUGAUUAGCUACUCUGUCAAUCAGUAACUGUCAGUCAGUGACUGUGUUAUAAAAAUAAUAAUGAUGGUAAAAGUAACUUUAAAUGAGCACUGUAAGUUGUAAGUUUGGUUAAUGGAGUAAGAGAGGAUGAAGGGUAAGCGAGUUGAUUUCCCAUGUAUGCAUAUUAUUCUCAAGCUGAUCCCUCUAAAGUUAUUUUUAGAUAUGGUAUCCAGUCCUCCCGCUGAUAAAUUCACCGUGCGCGUUGCUUAGAUGUUUUCGUGGAGGAUAAAUUACCUGCAAAUUGAGCUGUCCACAAGUAAAACUCAAGUCCCAGGAUAAGCUGUUUCUAGACCGUUCUAGGAUUUCUAACGCCGGGAGUGAUCCAAAAAUAACUUGAGAUGGAUUACUUUAGGAAUAAGACCUCUAUUGGAGAAUAACUAUUUUACCCUUCAUCUCCUCUUGGUAUAAGCAAGAGAAUAUGACCUGAAAAUACGUGCACUGUGUUCAGUUGUGGUUGCUGAGUAAGUUUACUUAGCUAUAAUACCACAAAAGACCGAGCCCAAACUCAAAGAUUACUUCAUUUUCGACAGCACUUAUUUCUUUUUAAAAUCUUACGGGGAGUAAAGCUGUGAAUACUGAUUACGUGAUAUUUAAUGAUUGGGCCAAGGGCGACCUACUCAAUGUGAAGAAUUAUUCACGAAGGACGUUUCAAUUUUAUCUCAGUGCAAAUUGUAAGAUAUCUUUGUUUUGAGGGACGAAGAUGCUAGGCAAGCCAUCAUGAAUCAUGAUGAGGUGAGUUAAGUAAUGUAUAUUCAUGAGUGGGACGCUUUAUUAUAUACCAUUGGACAUUACAACGACGAAUUACAUGUAACUUGUUUUCAAGACACAUGUAUCAUGCUUUGAACAAGAUAAGUAAUAGAUUAUUUUACACCUUUGUUUUUCUUUUUAUAUAUAAAACUCGGUACCCGGUCAUAUUUAUAUUGUCUAUAAGGGGGUAAAGUCUGCAUACGAACCAAGUGGCUGAUCAGGCCGGAGCUUAUCCCGGCUUCAGUAGCAUGAAGCCACCAGGAGUAUUUCUACUCCCCCCUGGAUGGGAUGAUAGUUCAUCCAGGGUUACCCCCUGGCAUUAAAUUUGCCAGUAACCAUUUACACAGUUGCGUGGCGAAAGGCACUGUGAAAGAAAAGUGUCUUGGCCAAGAACACAACACAAUGUCCUCGGCCAGGGCUCGAACCCAGACCGCUCGCUCCGGGGUCGAGCGCACUAACCAUGAAGUCUCAAGGCUUCUGUGAAGAAAGCUUGUAAAAAGUAUCCACGCAGGCUUUUUCUCGCUCCUCCAGAAAUUAAUGGAUCUGCAUGGAGAAUCAGUUUUCUUUCAGACUGGCCAUGACCAGCUCAAACGCCAUUUUCAGAGUCGUACUUUGUUCCAGACCUAUCUAAUUCUCAAUUGUUCUUCACAAAGAUCGUCGAAAAGCUGUUAUCUUCAAGAAAUACUGAGACUGUCCACUCUGAUCUACUCCCAGACUUUCCUUAUGUCUCGAAGAAAUACGGACUAAGCACUGAGAAUGCCCACUAAUCUAUUCUCAGACUUUCCUUG